AGCGGCGGGCUCCGAGCCGCGCCCCGGAGUCCCUGAAACUUCCGAGCAGGCGCCCAAUCGCGCCUCUGCCGCCGCCACCACCGCCACCUCACCUGCCGGCUUGAGAGCGGGACCAUGGAUGAAAGGUUCAACAAGUGGCUGCUGACGCCGGUGCUCACUCUCCUCUUCGUGGUCAUCAUGUACCAGUACGUGUCCCCUUCCUGCACCAGCUCCUGCACCAACUUCGGGGAGCAGCCCCGUGUCGGGGAGGCCCGCCCGCCCGCCGCUCCGAGUCCUGCUCGACGGGCUCAGGCGCCCCCCGAUGAGUGGGAGCGGCGGCCCCAGCUGCCUCCACCACCCCGGGGACCCCCUGAGGGGCCUCAAGGGGUCGCGGCUCCAGAGGAUGAGGAUGAGGAUCCCGGGGACCCUGGGGAAGAAGAGGAGGAAGAGGAGGAGGAGCCCGAUCCCGAGGCGCCCGAAAACGGCUCCUUGCCCCGGUUCGUGCCGCGCUUCAACUUCACUCUGAAGGACCUGACCCGCUUCGUGGACUUCAACAUCAAAGGGCGCGACGUGAUAGUGUUUCUACACAUCCAGAAGACCGGGGGCACCACGUUCGGCCGGCACCUGGUGAAGAAUAUUCGCCUGGAGCAGCCCUGUAGCUGCAAAGCUGGCCAGAAAAAGUGCACCUGCCACCGGCCGGGAAAGAAGGAGACCUGGCUCUUCUCCCGCUUCUCCACCGGCUGGAGCUGCGGGCUGCAUGCCGACUGGACCGAGCUCACCAACUGCGUGCCGGCCAUCAUGGAGAAGAAGGAUUGUCCCCGCAACCAUAGCCACACCAGGAACUUCUACUAUAUCACCAUGUUGCGGGACCCAGUGUCGCGUUACCUGAGCGAGUGGAAACACGUCCAGAGAGGGGCCACAUGGAAAACCUCUCUCCAUAUGUGUGACGGAAGGAGCCCCACCCCAGAUGAGCUGCCUACCUGCUACCCAGGGGAUGACUGGUCUGGGGUCAGCUUGAGGGAGUUCAUGGAUUGCAGCUACAAUUUAGCCAACAACCGGCAGGUGCGCAUGCUCGCUGACCUCAGCCUGGUGGGCUGCUACAACUUGACUUUCAUGAACGAGAGCGAGCGAAGUACCAUCCUGCUGCAGAGCGCAAAGAACAACCUGAAGAACAUGGCCUUCUUCGGGCUCACUGAAUUCCAAAGGAAGACACAGUUUCUCUUUGAGAGGACAUUCAAUCUGAAGUUCAUCUCCCCUUUCACACAGUUCAACAUCACACGGGCUUCCAAUGUGGACAUCAACGAGGGAGCCCGUCAGCAUAUCGAGGAGUUGAACUUCCUGGACAUGCAGCUCUAUGAAUAUGCAAAAGAUCUCUUCCAGCAACGCUACCAUCACACCAAACAGCUAGAACACCAGAGGGACCGCCAAAAGAGGCGCGAGGAACGCAGGCUGCAGCGAGAACACGGAGCGCAUCGGUGGCCCAAAGAAGACGGGGCCACAGAGGGGACGGUCACUGAGGACUACAACAGCCAGGUGGUUAGAUGGUGACCCUCUGCCUGCUCCUUUUUCAUGACGGGGAGACAAGCAGGCACCUUGUCCUUCUGUUAGAUUCCAUUGAAGAAACCGGGUCAUGCUGAGGACCCCUGGCUAUGUGUGACUUAAUUCAGAUGUCUACUUCCUCUUCUUCUUCUUCAAUCCAACUGGAAAAGUUCCAUCUUGUUUAUUAUUUUUUUUCUAGACUUUUUCUGAUCACUGAUAUAUUUGGGGUGGAAAUGUAUCCAAAAGACCACUUUAAGUUGUCAGAAGCGAGGCCUCGGAAAUGAGACAGUGUGUAGGAUCUUUGUCAGUCACAUGGGUCAAUUGGGAAUCUGGAACCCACAGUAGUACAUAAGAAAACCAAAGCCAUGGCUUGGAUUCUCUUCCGAAAGCAGCAUGAUGCACCCAAUAGAACAUUGCUCUGUUUAGAGAUAGAAAGACUCUCUCUCCCCUUAAAUGACCCUUCUCAUUCAGUGUUGAAUUUGGGAGCUGUUAAGAUGAGGGUUAAAUCAUGAAUGAUGUGGCUUGUCUCUAGAGACGUUUUUAAACAAAAUUACUAUAUUACUGACCACAGCUAGGGACUCCUAGCCUUCAAACUCCAACAUCAGAGCCCUAAGCCCUGAUUCUACUCUGUCUUUUAGGGAACAGGGAAAGAACAGAAUGUUGGGUUGGUUAUGGCCCUGAAAAACAAACACUGGUAGGACAUUUGGGGGGGGCACACUUAUUUAGUAAUGACUAAGGAGAUUGCACUUUACUGGUGUUAAUCCCUCAGGCAAAGAAUGAACAAAAAAUUAAGAGAGUGUGGGCGAAGAAACCAGGAGAAAACCUCCAUUAAACCAGCUGUAGAGCCUUAGCUGUUACGCUGAAAGAACAUCAGACUCGUGCCUUUGGGGAGCAGACACCUUCUCAGUCAGGUUCAAAUUCUGCUGUUACAAAGGAAAGAUGUUUUCAAAACCCUUGACUUAAACAACAGGAGCUGAAGCAACGAGGACACACACUUCAUCCCAGGUCAAUACGUGAGAGGCGUCAGGAGACACAGCAUGGUGUCCAUGAGACAGUUAGACAAGGAGUUCAGAGGGACCCUGCCCCUGACAUUUCCAGUGUCUUUAAACCACUCCCUUCCCAUGUGAUCCUUGCCUGUUCUGUGACUACAACCGGAGAACUGAGCUACAGUGCACAAACUGGACCAAAAAAUAAGCUGCCUUUUUCUAGGUUCCUCGGUUUCGCCCUUCCCAAGCCCCAACAACAGUCUCUUCUCUGGGAAGGGAUGGGAAGGAGGGAGUAGAAAGCCCCGCCUCCCUUACAGCCUGAAGGUCAGAGUGGGUGGAGAGUUUUACAAGGUGCUGAUAAGAUCAGUUCUUUAAAGCAGCUGAAGGCCAAAAGCUCUAGACCCAGAAAUCAGGCUGCAAAGCCUCUUUCCCUGAUGCCCCGCACGCUUGAUGUUUAAGCCAGAUUUAUGUCAGUCACUUCUCAGCCUUAGAAAGUCCUUUCUGGGACUGAAAGGCCAUCUUUUCCCAGUGUUUGUGGGUUGUCUGCUGCAAGGGAGCCUGGCGUCUUUUGUAGAUUCCCAUAGAGAAGUGGCUUUGAGGUUUCUCUCGCUGCGGUUGGCAUCAUUGGAUGGCCUUCCUGUAACAUGCGUGUUCUAAGGGAAUCCCCACACUGUGCUUACUAUGUUAUUCAGCAUAACGAGGCAGACAUUGCUGGUCCUCACUAUCUAGUUGAUAAGAUGAAGUCCACAGAUGGGAUGAGGCUUCCCUGGACCAAGUUGGCCAGAAAGCACAAGAUCUGUAUUUACAUAGUGCUUCCCACUUUCUGUCAAUCAUACAAGAAGCCCGAUGCUAUGUCUCUGAAGUAUUUGCUCCUGUUCUGCAGAGGUAGCAUAAAGUGACGCCACUGCCCUUUCAGUGAUCUGAGUGGUCCCGAGCCCUUCUCCCCGCGGAGCAGUCCCUCCCCCCCCCACCCCCACAUCCCUUUCUCACUACUGAGCUGAGAGAUGGAUGACUUCUUAAGCAGCCAUAGAUGUUGAGUUACACACAAUAGUAAAUUUAAAGUGAACAAUUAGCUUUUUAGUUGGGAGAGAUGAGAUAGAGCUGUGUCUCCUUAGGGUGAUUUGUUCCAGAGGAGGCGGGAAAAAAGGGGAGGGCAGGAAUGGAAACCUGAAAAUUGUGCCUCUGCCGUCAGCUGUGGCGCACGUAUACAUAUGUGAAACACACACCUCGGCACAUUUUCAAAUGGGAAACCACUUGAAAAACUAGAAAGCAGUAGAUUUAUUCUUUAAACUCACUUUACAUUUUUGUUAAGGAAUCUUCGGAGGCAGGCUCUGCUGCCUUCAUAUUGUUCCUCCGGAACCUUCGAGUUCAUAUCAAAAGGUUUUCUGCCACCUCACUGCUGAGUGUAGGCUGCAUGGCCCUCCCUUCCCUGGAGAGCAGACAACAGGAUGAUUUGAGAAGGAGAAACCACCUCUGUGUUGGCCCCAGGCCAGUGCUAAGUAAACCAGAGAGACUAGCACUCGGUUAGCUCCCUUAGGAAGCACUGUAGUUGUCCAUGUCCCCAGGACACAGAGAGGUGGGGUGGAGCUAAUUCUCUGCAAACUGGCUACACAGCUCCAUGCUGGCUGAUGCUGCAGGAGGAGAUGACAGAGGCAGGCACAGGAAGCUAGGGACACCUGGCAGCUGUCAGCCUUCAGGUCUCAAACCACAUCAACUCCAACUCCAUAGAUGAAAAACAACCCCUAGGUAAUUCCACUUCUUGUGGGCUCCUCCAAUUCCCAGGCAGGUUCUUCUCCCGUCUCUUCUCAGUAGCAGCACAAGACAAUGGAAUGGAAUAUAUAUAUGAUGCUUGUGUCUGUGUGUGUGUCCUUAUGUGUAUGUGUAUGUGUGUGUCCAUGUGUGUGUGUUUGUGUGUCUGUGUUCACAGUUUGAAGAAUGUAUAGGGAGGGGAGUGUAUUUACAUAUUGUGAGGUUCCAUGUGUGUGAUUUGCCUUUCUGCCUGUCUGGUCACACUUUUUAGUUGUGUGUUGUGUGUGUCACACACAUUGUUCAUACUUUGGUAGGAACUAAGAUAGACACUUUUUUUUUUAAAUCCCUUCCAGCUUCCUAGAAGCCUAAUCUAAAUACUGGAGAAAAUAAUUGAUGAUCUUACCAAUCAAUGUUGGCAACACUUAAGGAAAAUUAUGAGUUACUGAAAACCUAAUCAAAUAUUUGAACUAAAAAUCUUCAUUUGAUCAAACUACUAACGUAAUAGUUUUAGAAGUCUGGAUGGAGAGGGGUCUAACCUUCUCUUAUUGCUUCUUCAUUCUAAGACAGAGCAUCUACCUCCUGGCCAAAUGUAUCUGCUUUAUCCACAGCCAUCUUGUUUUCACUUGAGGCAGUGGAGGGAAGCCCAGGGAAUUGCAGACACUACUUACAGUCAUGUCCCAUUGGCUAGAAUCUACAUAUUAGCUGCAUCUAGUUGCAGAGAAGUCUAGAAAAUGUCUUUAUUACUCAGUGCCGGCUGUCAUGAUAAAUGAGGGGAGCCCUAUUGUUAAAGAAAUGAUGGAGAAUUAAUACUGAUAGAAAACUACCAGUCCCCAAUACAAAAGGAAGUGGGGAAAAAUGCCAAGUCCUUUUCAAUAUCAAUUAUUUUCUCAUCAGCUUUACAAAGGAUGAGAUUAAAAUUUACCCUGUCAGCAUUUAAUGCUUUUCCAAACAUUUUAGCGUGGUAUCUCGCUUGGCCUGCCUCACACUCUUGUGCACUGGCUGGUAUUUCUGCUCCCUCACGUUUGAUCAUUUUGAAUGAAGAUUCAGAGAUGUUGGAAGAUCCCCCUAGCUUUCGUUCAUUUGUAAGGAAGUUGCCUAGAGUCCAUGGUCUCUUGGCCUCAGCUUUUCCUAAUACCGAGUGCUACUUGGCAUCAGUAUCGGGACUGGGAAUUGCAAGAAGGUAAAAACUAAAUCUUUAUUGAUUUCUGUCCUCUUUCCCCUUGUUGUGCAGCUGCGGUGACCUAGAAAAUACCAUGGACAGGUGCAGUAGACUCUCAGUUCUGCCCCCAGUGAAGGGCCCUCUGACUUGAGUGAAAAGUUCAGGUAGAGAGUUGUACAAAGGGAAUCUGAGAAAAGCACAUGAAUUCAGGGGAGACACUCAAAUAUCCAUAGCCGGAUAUCAACUCUGUUCCUCCCUCAAACUCUCCAACAUGGAGACUAAGGGGAUAAGCUUACAACUCCAGUGGGAUGCACAACAUUCAAGAAAUGCAGAACCAGUAUCUGCCUGUUGGGAAAGCUUAGGGGUGAUCAACAGGACCUCUGCCUCCCCCUCUCUGCUUUUCCCCAGGUCCCUGGUAUUCUAUCAGCAGCAUGUUGUUAGAGUUCUUGUGUUUUCUUGGUAUUCGCUGAGCUCCUUUGCCCACUGCUGGAGGUUGAAACACCUUAAGCUGUAAUAAGUAAGCAACUUCACCCAGUCUAUUUGAUCCCUUCCCAGACGUGUCACCUGGCUGCGAAGAGUGUCAAAAUGGGAUCACACAGACACAGAGGACUAGAGACAAUAAAGCAGCUAUAGAAGAAAGUAGGGCUCUGAGAGACAGACCACCCAGAGGAAGAUGACAGUUAACAUAUGUGCCAGUCCAUAGUGGAAUAUAGCAACAUGGUAGAGACACAGUUUGGGUCCUUAGGAUAAAAGGCAGCCCAGAAACACGUGACUUAAUUCUUCUACCCACUUAGAAGAGCACAAGAGGGGGUGCACCCGUGGGAUAGAAUCAGAGCCUUGGGUAGACUUGGGAGUCCCAGACUGACUAGGGUGGAAUUACACAGAGCUGUGUGUGUUCGACUUCAUCUGAAAGCCUCCAGGCUGGGCGGCGGGCUAGCCGAGGCUGCCAGUGCUAUCCGGGCCAUGACUUCUGAGGACCACACAGCUGCUCCUUCUCUCAACCCUUUUGGCUUCCCUUUUCAUCCUGUUCUAUCUCUACUGCACACUAGCUGAUGUCAGUUCUGUUCUCACCAUAUUAACCAGGACACAUCCGGGUGGAUUCUCUGAAGCUGAACGAGCCCUCCAGGGCAGGUAGGGGCUUUCUGAGUUUCGUUACCUCCUGGAGUGAACAGACAUGGACCCAUCUUCACAGUCUGUUGGCAGAACUGGCCUCCGCUGCUGAGGUGCUGAGAAUCCUGAGGACUGGCCUGUCAUGAACACCAGAGUGGCUGCAAGUCUCUGCACUUCUGGGCCAGGACCAGGGGUAGCCUGAUGGAGUACUGAGAUGCUGAAUCUGCAGACACUAGCAUGUGGGUGCUUCUGGAACCUGUCUUCUUCAACAUCUACAGGACAGACGGCCACUGUCCACUUUCAGCGACCUGAGGGCGGCUCUGUAAGAACCACAUUCUGCCUCACUGUGGGAACUCCUGUAAGGCCAGAGAUUCUGGCCACACAUCCUCAGCUCUUGCUGAGAAAACACUGUCCUGACAGGCAGUUCUGUGUGACUUAGCCAUGAUCACACAUCUUCCAUCUCAUUCUCAUGCUUUCUUUGAAUCAUGUGACCAAGAGUUUUCUCCCAGAAAUACUUUCUGGGUUUUGCUUGCAUUUUGUUCUUCUUCUUCUUUUUUUUCAAUGUAUCAAAUCAAUGUUAGAAAAAUCUAAAUCUUUAUCUGGUGCCCCAUUCUAGAUAUAAGAUAGUUAUUCAGUAGAUGCAGAUUAUUUCCUCUAGGAGGUGUUUCUUCUUCUGUUUCUGUGCAGUAUGUAUGAACUUGGUUAUUAGGAGAUUAUAUUGUGACAUUACCAACUUUAUUGCUAUUUAAAAAUGAUAGUUUGUAGACCUGAGGAUUCCCGUGGAUGUGAAG
Alexandromys fortis (reed vole) is the source of this 7313-nucleotide messenger RNA. RefSeq names its product heparan sulfate 6-O-sulfotransferase 3 (gene Hs6st3). Lineage: Eukaryota; Metazoa; Chordata; Mammalia; Rodentia; Cricetidae. Bases 115 to 1527 code for a protein of 470 amino acids. The transcript has 2 exons. Gene Ontology annotation, molecular function: heparan sulfate 6-sulfotransferase activity. The record is from RefSeq and is a predicted model, not a curated record. Gene Ontology annotation, cellular component: membrane.